Molecule: messenger RNA, 642 nt
Organism: Erythranthe guttata (spotted monkey flower)
Lineage: Eukaryota; Viridiplantae; Streptophyta; Magnoliopsida; Lamiales; Phrymaceae
Product: photosystem I reaction center subunit VI, chloroplastic
Biological process (GO): photosynthesis
Cellular component (GO): photosystem I; photosystem I reaction center; chloroplast thylakoid membrane
Source: RefSeq, a predicted model, not a curated record
CAAAGUAGUUUUUUAUUAGUUAGGAUCUUGAAGCCAGCCAGACACACUGCACCCAAAAAAAAAAAUGGCUUCACUUGCAACCUUCGCCGUAGCCCAGCCCGCCGCCGUCAAGGGCCUCGCCGGCAGCUCCAUCGCCGGAACUAAGCUCCACGUCAAACCUUCUCGUGUCAGCUUCAAACCCACCAACUACAGGGGUGGCGCAGUGGUCGCGAAAUACGGGGACAAGAGUGUGUACUUUGAUUUGGAGGACAUCGGCAACACCACCGGCCAAUGGGACUUGUACGGCUCAGAUGCACCCUCACCAUACAACCCCCUUCAGAGCAAGUUUUUCGAAACAUUUGCGGCUCCAUUCACAAAGAGAGGUAUAUUGCUCAAAUUCUUGAUAUUGGGAGGUGGCUCUACUCUUGCCUAUGUUAGCUCCCAAGCCACCGGAGAUGUUCUUCCGAUCGUCAAGGGCCCGCAACUUCCCCCCAAGCUCGGGCCCCGCGGCAAAAUCUAAUUAGUACUCAUGAGAUUUUAUAUUUUUCGAUCCGUUAAUUCGUCAUUGUAAGUAUUAUCUCUUGAAUCAUUCUCAUGAAGAUUGUAAUCGUUAAAUAUCCUUAACUAGAUGUUCUUUUAUAUUUUUCGCGCAUUUUUAUCGUC